Amphibalanus amphitrite is the source of this 2621-nucleotide messenger RNA. RefSeq names its product fibroin heavy chain-like. The record is from RefSeq and is a predicted model, not a curated record. Bases 1213 to 2454 code for a protein of 413 amino acids. Lineage: Eukaryota; Metazoa; Arthropoda; Thecostraca; Balanomorpha; Balanidae. The transcript has 2 exons.
GGAGACGCUCGCUCAAGGCCGUUUGAAGUGAUUUCUGUAUAAAUUUCAAGGUGAUUUGUUGGGUUAGCAAUUCUUGCAAGAUGGAAGAGGGGUUUGUGAAGGCAAAUUCGCUGAACUUGCCAUCUGUAGACAUGUUUACAGUCUCAGAUUUCUUAAGGAACAACGAGGAUUACGUAUCUGCUGAGUUCCGAAUGACAAAACUGGAAAGGUCUGCUCGUCCAGAGUAUGGGGACGAUGCUGUCGGCUAUGUUCAAGUAAAGAACACAGCUGAAGGUACUGUCGUGCGUGCGAAGGUCACACCGGAGCAUAGGCUUACCAAAGGUGGAUACCCUGUCCUGGUUGAGCUAGACCACAGGGUGGGUCACAUCAGGAAGGCAUCUUGUUUUGGUUGUCAGGCCCAACAUGGAGGAUGCAAACAUGUUGUGGCAUUCGUGUUUUGGCUUCACCGGAGAAGUUGUGAGAAGUCAACAACUGAUGUUAAGUGCUACUGGAAAAAGCCUAAACUCUCUGAGGUUCCAUCUUCAAAGCCUGUCAAGAUCCGAGACAUGCUGGGGAAGGCAGCAGCAUCCAAGUCACGUGGUAUGAAGAGGAGCCUGUUAUCUGCAAUGCUGGAGAGAGUGAAGACAAUGGAAAAGAAACCUAGGGCUGUGAUUUGUGACAUGCAGCAUGAUGACACUGACCUUCGUCAUCUAUACAUGGACAGGUUAGUAGCUGACUGGGAUGGGUGUGGAGAUGUGUUAAGUUAUUUACGUCACAAGAUCAAGGCCAGUAGCAUCACAGCGCUGGAGAAAGAAACCCGUCAUCAAGCAGAUGAUGCUUUGUGGCAUCAUGUUCGGGCUGGCCGUAUAACUGCUUCACGUUUAUAUGCAGCAGCAGUCUGCAAGAAGAGUGAUGGCACUUUGGUUGAAAACAUAAUGGGAGGUACAGUCUUCAAAGCUUCUGAGCAGAUGCAGAGAGGAGUGGCAUUAGAAGCAGAGGUUCGGUCCGUCAUGGAGAAGAUCCUCAAAAGUAAAAUCAUGCCAUGUGGUAUCACCGUGGAUGCUGAGCUCCCUGUUUUGGCAGCAAGCCCCGACGGUGUAUGCAGUGUGGACGGUGAGCAGGUUGUGCUGGAGGUGAAGUGUCCAUCAUCACAGAGGACAGUGGCUCUCUACCAUGACGAGAACAUGACCAUAAGACCCAAGGUCCGGACUCCGGGCACAACUGCAGCUGCAGAUGAAGGUCAUGAACACCGGGAAGGGCAUUCUGUGCGUUGCAGACCCAGAGUUUGAGGCUAAUGGAAAGGUGACUGCCAUCGAAGACUACUACGAUCCUUCCUUCAUCGACCCAAUUGUGCAAGAUGCCCUCAGAUUUUGGCACACAGCAAUCUUGCCCCUGCUGAGGGAUCCAGACAACAGGUACACCAUCCCAGCGGCAGCAACGCAAAGGAAAGUGGUAGCGCCGGCAGCCUCUGUGGCGUCUAGCUCCGGAGCUGCGCGGGCCGUAGCGCCAGCGGCAAACCCCGGCACCGGAGCCGGGCGAGGGGCGGCCUCGAGUGAUGGAGUGAUGGUCGUCUCGCGCGCGGGGGUACCAGCGGCGCGCGCAGCCGGGCGAGGGACGGCCUCGGGUGAUGGAGUGAUGGUCGUCUCGCGCGCGGGUGUGCCAGCGGCGCGCGCGGUGGCGGUGGUGCCAGCGGUGCGGGCGGGGGUGCCACCGGCGCGCGCGGUAGCGCCAGCGGCAGGUUCCGGAGCGGGGCGAGGGACGGCCUCGAGUGAUGGAGUGAUGGUCGUCUCGCGCGCGGGUGUGCCAGCGGCGCGCGCGGUAGCGCCAGCGGCAGGCUCCGGAGCCGGGCGAGGAACGGCCUCGAGUGAUGGAGUGAUGGUCGUCUCGCGCGCGGGUGUGCCAGCGGCGCGCGCAGUAGCGCCAGCGGCAGGCUCCAGUUCCGGAGCCGGGCGAGGUGAUGGAGUGAUGUUCGUCUCGCGCGCGGGGAUGCCAGCGGCGCGCGCACUAGCGCCAGCGGCAGGCUCCGUUUCCGGAUCGGGGCGAGGGACGGCCUCGAGUGAUGGAGUGAUGGUCGUCUCGCGCGCGGGUGUGCCAGCGGCGCACGCGGUAGCGCCAGCGGCAGGCUCCGGAGCCGGGCGAGGAACGGCCUCGAGUGAUGGAGUGAUGGUCGUCUCGCGCGCGGGUGUGCCAGCGGCGCGCGCAGUAGCGCCAGCGGCAGGCUCCAGUUCCGGAGCCGGGCGAGGUGAUGGAGUGAUGUUCGUCUCGCGCGCGGGGAUGCCAGCGGCGCGCGCACUAGCGCCAGCGGCAGGCUCCGUUUCCGGAGCGGGGCGAGGGACGGCCUCGAGUGAUGGAGUGAUGGUUGUCUCGCGCGCGAGGGUACCAGUGUCAGGGCCCGGUAGAAAAAUCGUGCUGCGCGUGCUUACGCCUUCGGACCUGGUUUCGGGGCCGGGCGCGUUGCAGCGGCGCCAGACGUGAGCCUGCCAGGUUUUGGCGCAGUGCGUGCGUGUGCACUUCUGAGUUACUAUUGUCUGUCAAAGCAUUGUCAGUAUUUGAUGGUUUUACCGUUUGUAGUUUGUACCGACUGUGAGGUGUGUUCGCUCUCAUCUUUAUCACUUGAACUGUCAAUACACAAUACUGCUCAG